Molecule: messenger RNA, 1182 nt
Organism: Volvox carteri f. nagariensis
Lineage: Eukaryota; Viridiplantae; Chlorophyta; Chlorophyceae; Chlamydomonadales; Volvocaceae
Exons: 4
Coding region: 12-1172 (386 amino acids)
Source: RefSeq, a predicted model, not a curated record
CGGAUCUCACAAUGGGAGAAGUAUUGAACCGUUACUACUACAGCAAACAAGUGCGCGAACGUGUUUGCCACCUCUAUUUCGACGAGGGUUACACGCAAGCGCAAAUAGCUGAGGCUUUCGGGCACAGACCUUGCGAGAGGACUGUGCAUGCUAUCAUACAGUCCUACGUGGCGAAUGGCGAUGUCCUGCCGCUUAGAGGACAAUCAGGAACACGCAAACCACGCAAGUUUGAUGAGAUCGCUGCACAGACGCUGGUGGAGCUGGUGCAGGCCGACGACCAAGCAUCGCUCUCCGAUCUGGCCACCGCUAUGACAAACUUACUGGGCACUCUUUGGAGCGGCCCUGAUAUUAGCCGUGCAUUGUCUGAGCUGGGGCACGAUAGAGCAGAAUGCCUUCUGGGGCUACUCGAAGCCUACUGCAAAGCGACGGGUAUGGCUGCGAAUGCCGCCAAGUGCGAGGUCCUCAUUUUUGGGGCGCUACGCGAACAGCAUGCAUACGUGCGAUCUGUAGUUGUGGCGAGGAGCCCGACUAUGGUUUCCCUAUACCGCGAGCUGUCACAGAGGCCGCUCCAGUUCCAUUGGACCAAUCUUGUACUUAGGUUUUGGAACUCUGUGGUUAAGAGGCCGGGAACGCUGUGUCACCGGGCAUUUGUCGCUGACCUGGAGUUGGCACUUGGGGGCGUCACUGAGUGUUGGGCAAGCAAGGUACUAGCCUUUCUUACUAGCUUAGGAGCGGAACCCCCCACUAAUACGCGCGGUAAUGAUCUUAUAGCGUACUACGCCACCCUUAAAUUGCCAGUUGAGAGCAUCCUUAAGGUAUUUGCCAAGCGGCUUGAUGCACGGCUUUGUGACUGUGGAGCGGUUGAAGAUGAGUUGCAUGUUUUCGAGGAAUGUCCCGCUUACAAGAGCAUACGGGCUAAGUAUGAUGGUGAUCUAGUCUUUAAGGGGCGCAGCAUGCGCACCGUUAUGACUGAGGCGCCACCCCUGGCAUUGGCCAGGUACCUCUCGAAGGAAAUUUGGCAGGCCAGGCAUGUCGCGCUGAGGCGCUUCACCCUGAAGCGGACGAGGGAGAAUGAAGAUGACCUCCCGCGUAUUCACAUCUAUCCCAAGACAACGUCCAUGGCCCCCCCCGGCUUUUAUGGACACACCCGCACUUGUGUGCGGAACUUGUAACUUGUAACUU